Molecule: messenger RNA, 532 nt
Organism: Carlito syrichta (Philippine tarsier)
Lineage: Eukaryota; Metazoa; Chordata; Mammalia; Primates; Tarsiidae
Gene: HIGD1B
Product: HIG1 hypoxia inducible domain family member 1B
Exons: 4
Coding region: 14-454 (146 amino acids)
Biological process (GO): mitochondrial respirasome assembly
Cellular component (GO): mitochondrion
Source: RefSeq, a predicted model, not a curated record
UUCAAAGCAGUGGAUGCCGAGCUCUGAACCGGUUGCACCCUCCGCUUCCCAGCCAUCUCCCGGGACUGAAAUUGGAGUUUUUACUGGGGGAGCCUGCACUGGGGCCUGGGCUGAAGCCUGGGAGUUCUGGCGGCUCACACCUGGGCCCAGGACCAUGUCUGCCAACAAAGGCUGGUGGGUGCCGCCUGAGGGCGAGGACAGUGUGUCUGAGAAGUUUCUAAGGAAGACGCAGGAAUCCCCACUGGUGCCCAUAGGCUUGGGAGGCUGCUUGGUGGUCGCAGCAUACAGGAUUUACCGGCUGAAGGCUCGCGGCCCCACCAAGAUGUCUAUUCACCUGAUCCACACGCGGGUGGCAGCGCAGGCCUGUGCCGUGGGGGCAAUCAUGCUGGGUGCUGUGUAUACAAUGUACAGAGAUUACAUCAAGAGGUCAGCACAGGACGCUGGAGAGAAGUAGAACACCCACAGGAGCCAGGGCAGUCAGACCUCCAAAAUCAACCCUGAGAUGCCCCUAAUAAAGCAGUUUUGCGGAAAA